Messenger RNA from Bradysia coprophila, 4087 nucleotides. It is a transcript of the gene Elk, whose product is annotated as Eag-like K[+] channel. The record is from RefSeq and is a predicted model, not a curated record. Gene Ontology annotation, biological process: potassium ion transmembrane transport; regulation of membrane potential. Gene Ontology annotation, cellular component: plasma membrane. Gene Ontology annotation, molecular function: voltage-gated potassium channel activity. NCBI's taxonomy places the organism in Eukaryota, Metazoa, Arthropoda, Insecta, Diptera, Sciaridae.
CGAAAUAUAUUCGGCGGAAAAACGCGGUUAACGAGUUUGAUGAAUAAAAGUGUUUGUAUGGCUAAAAUAUUAUCAGUUAAUGUUAAAGUUACAUUAGAAAAUUGCAUCUUUGAAUUGAACUAAAAUCAAAAUAUGAUUCGCAUAUUUUAAUAUUCAUUACUAUGAAUAUUUGGCAAUUUAUCAUUAUUUACGUGCUCUCAGUAAUUAUAGUUGUGUUUUGGAUAAGAGUGUUAACGUCUGUCUUCGAAAUGGUUACAGCUAACAAAAGAAAACACAUACGAUCGAGUUCGAAAUUACGGCGCAAUUCUCAACGAUUGCAAAUGCCGGCACGAAAGGGGCUCCUAGCGCCCCAAAAUACAUUUUUGGAUACCAUCGCCACCCGUUUCGAUGGAACGCAUUCAAAUUUCGUGCUUGGAAAUGCUCAAGUACCUGGAUACCCGAUUGUUUACUGUUCUGAUGGAUUCGUUGAGUUGUCAGGAUUUUCCAGAGCACAGAUAAUGCAAAAAGGUUGUGCAUGUCGAUUUCUAUAUGGACCGGAGACGAAAGACGACAACAAAGCACAAAUCGAGAAGAGUUUGGACGGAAAAAACGAGCUUAAAUUGGAAGUAAUAUUUUACAAGAAAAAUGGCACUCCAUUUUGGUGUUUACUGGAUAUUGUUCCGAUUAAAAAUGAGAAACGUGAUGUGGUACUAUUUCUCGCGUCUCACAAGGACAUCACCAACACUAAAAUGGCAGAAAUGUCAUUAUCUGAUGAAUGCGACAGCGCAGCAUUGCUGGGAGCCAGAUUUCGUUCAAGUGAAUCGGCAUUUCUGGGCGACGAUGGAUCCAAUGGUGAUUUUGAAGUACCACCUGGUGUUAAUAUGGGACGAAGACGAUCUCGGGCCGUACUCUAUCAAUUAUCGGGCCACUAUAAGCCCGAAAAAAUCAAGACAAAACUUAAGCUAAACAAUAAUUUACUCCAUUCUACCGAUGCACCAUUGCCUGAAUAUAAAACUCAAGCUCUAAAAAAAUCCCGUUUCAUUUUAUCGCAUUAUGGUAUGUUCAAAGGUUGUUGGGACUGGUUAAUAUUGGUUGCUACAUUUUAUGUGGCGGUUGCCGUUCCAUAUAAUGCUGCAUUUGCCAAAGCUGUUCGAUUGACGAUGGCUUCUGACGUAAUUGUUGAAGGAUUAUUUAUUGUUGACAUAAUGCUGAACUUUCGCACGACCUACGUGUCUCGGAAAGGUGAAGUUGUGUCCGACUCAAAAAGUAUAGCGUUAAACUAUUUACGUGGCUGGUUCGUCGUUGAUUUGCUGGCAGCACUACCUUUUGACCAUUUGUAUCUGUACCAUGGAGAGGAAUCUCAUAUUCAUCUGGUUAAAUUAACACGAUUACUACGCCUAGCACGUUUACUGCAAAAAAUGGACCGCUAUUCACAGUACACGGCAAUGAUACUAACAUUACUGAUGCUAUGCUUUUCACUUGUUGCACACUGGCUGGCCUGUGUUUGGUUUGUGAUUGCCGACAAAGAACAAAUUGCCAACGAUAUCGAUUGGGAUAUAGGUUGGAUGCAUACGUUGGCUGAACGCUUGAAGUACAACAAUAUUUCGGAAAUUUCAAAUGUUGAAGCUUACGUGACGGCACUGUAUUACACAUUCACCAGCUUAACGUCGGUCGGUUUUGGAAAUGUUUCAGCGAACACUUCUGCUGAAAAAGUUUUUACAAUCGUAAUGAUGUUGAUUGGGGCUCUGAUGCAUGCCGUUGUGUUUGGUAAUGUGACAGCAAUCAUCCAAAGAAUGUAUUCGCGAAGAAGUCUCUAUCAAAGCAAAUGGCGUGAUCUAAAGGAUUUUAUUAUAUUACACCAGAUGCCGAAGGAACUGAAGCAGAGAAUGCAAGACUAUUUCCAAACAAUGUGGUCGUUAAAUCAUGGCAUUGAUAUAUAUGAGAUACUAAAAGAAUUCCCCGAAGAGCUGCGAGGUGAUGUAUCAAUGCAUCUACAUCGAGAGAUUUUACAGCUUCCCAUAUUCGAAUCAGCAUCGCAGGGAUGCCUAAAAUUACUUUCGCUUCACAUAAAGGCCAAUUUUUGUGCACCAGGCGAGUAUCUCAUACAUAAAGGUGACGCGCUGCAUUACAUUUAUUACAUUUUCAAUGGUUCAAUGGAAGUUAUGCAAAACGAAAUGGUUGUGGCUAUCCUGGGCAAAGGAGAUUUAGUUGGUUGCGACAUAUCAAUGCAUUUGCUUGCAAACUCUAAUGGCCAGGGUGGAAACUCGCAGCACAAUAGCGGUGGGUCACAGGAUGUUGUUGUAAAGAGCAGCAGUGAUGUUAAGGCACUCACGUAUUGCGACUUAAAAUGCAUUCAUCUGGGAGGUUUGGUGGACGUUCUUCGUCUGUAUCCCGAAUAUCAAACAGAGUUUGCGAAUGACAUUCAACAUGAUUUAACCUUUAAUAUGCGUGAAGGCUACGAGGCUGAAGCCGAGUCGGAUAUUGGUCCAUCACUAGCCCUCCCAUCAAUCAGUGAGGAUGAUGAAAAUCUAGCUGAAGAAAAUGUUAACGUUACUAUGUCGCCACUCCUAUCAAAUAUAAACCGUUCGCCACUCCAUUCCAGUCCUAGACAUUCUAAAUUUUUGAACAGAGGAAAAUCGUUAGCUGCCCUUCGGGAACGGGUCGAACGCCAACGAUCAAUUAAUGCCAAUAUAUUGGGUGGAUCGGAAUCCAAUUCCUUGGAAGGAUUAAAUUUGGAGAGAGGCGAAUCUCAAUCGAGUAAAAAAUCUGUGGAUAAACUGGACACCCAAGUAUCUACUUUACAUCAAGACGUGGCUGCACUGAGUGUGGAGGUCCGUAAUGCCAUUCAAGCUCUUCAGGAGAUGACAUAUUCGACAUUAGCAUCUCAAUCUAAUUUGAACGGUCGUCUACCACCAGCGAGAUCGAUUCCGAAUUUUCCAAAUGAGGAAGUAACAUCACGGGGUCCAACAACGGACUCAUAUCAAAUGAACCGUUGUUCGUCACAUCCAGCUGAAAUGUGGGGACGAGAUGUUCUCGAAGAAAAUCAGCGAUCGUCUCACAAUCCAUCGCCGGGCAUAAUAGACAAGAUAACGUCAACGACGCAAACCGACAGCAAAAUUGAUAUGCAAUUUAUCGAAACGUUUAUAUUAGCGAAUCCGCGCUUGGUAUUGAAUCUGUUGGGCAUUGAACCAGCUUAUCACAUAGAUUGCGAUAAAAUUGCUGCACCGCCGCCACAAUCUUCUCUCAUCCCAAUUCCGGAAGCGACCAGUUCACCAGAUAUAAGUAGUCCCAAUGCAAAUGAAUUUAUCUACGGCGGUAGUUCGAGCGUUUGGAGUCCAAAGAAUAGUAACAAUAAAAAUGCAGAAAACUGUCGAUCGACCGAUGCACUGUUGAGCACGAGUUUGGAAGACUGUCUUAAAUCGGACGAAAAUUUAUCAAUUAUGAACAAGAACGAGACUGUUAAUUUUAGUGUUAUUAAAGAGGGCAGCGUAAAGUCGCUACGGAAACGAUCUUCGGACGCUGGCCGUUCAGAUAAAUCAAGUAGCACAAAUAGUAUAUCAUCCGUGACGACAACAACACCAAAAAUAUGUGAUGCAGAAGUAGGACCUAAUCGGCAAGGAUAUAAUGGGGCAAGUAAUUCCAAUUCGAGGCGAUCGUCGUGGAAGGAAAGCAAUAUCGUUUAUCGCAAAGAAAUCGAUAUGGACGGUCCGAGUGAUAUGGAAAUGUUAGGUGAAAGUUGCGCUAUGUUAUGCAAUGACGUUCGAAGAAAUAGUCGAUCAUCAACCACCGAGAUUCACAAACGGAAUCAUCUAGCGCCAAGAACUCCAGUCAAUUAUCGAUUUUCGGCUGGAGAUGCGGAUAAAUUGGAAAAGGGUAUUAAGACAGUAGCAUCAACUCGUUCGUUGAAAGAUAGUUGAAUUAUUUUACAUGUGAACGUAGAGUAUAGUCGUAGUAUUUAUGCAUUCCUUAAUGUGACUAGUUCUAGGUAUAGACGUACACUCAGCAUUUAACUAUUUCUAACGGAAGAGAUGUGAAACGAAUCGAGGCAAGACAUUCUCCGCCAAUCAAUAAGUCUUACAAGUUUCUCAAAUUUAAAAGAUUUUUGUUU